This is a messenger RNA of Pollicipes pollicipes, 1389 nucleotides long. RefSeq names its product kelch domain-containing protein 4. Lineage: Eukaryota; Metazoa; Arthropoda; Thecostraca; Pollicipedomorpha; Pollicipedidae. The record is from RefSeq and is a predicted model, not a curated record. Gene Ontology annotation, molecular function: protein binding.
AUGGGGAUAACUGCAUUCUUGGCAAAGAAAACAAGUUGGUCAAAAUGGGGAAAAAAGAUAAGAAAAAGAAAGGGCCAGGGUAUAGAAAAAACUGCAGCAAAAACUGAAAAGAAUUUGUCCAAGAAAUUAAAGAAGCAGCUAACCAAGAAAGGAGAAGAAAGUGUGGAGCUGAUGAUUGGCCGUUUGGUGGCUGAGGAAGAGCUGAAGAAAGAGAUUGUAGAAAAGGUUUCACCACCACCACCAGCCAGAAGCAGUUUUACCAUGUGUGCCCAUCCUGAAAGGGAUGAGAUUCUGCUGUAUGGUGGUGAAUAUUUCAAUGGCAAAAAUACGACGGUGUUCGGCGAUCUGUACCAGUACCGGUGCCGGGCGGCGGAGUGGCGCCUGCUGCAGUACCCGCGCGGCCCGCCGCCGCGCUGCGCGCACGCGGCCGUGGCGGCGCCGCUCGGCGGGGGCCAGCUCUGGCUGUUCGGCGGCGAGUUCUCCAGUCCCAGCGGCGAGCAGUUCCACCACUACCGCGACCUCUGGUGCCUGCACACCAACGCACGGCGCUGGGAGAAGAUCAGCGCGGCGGGCGGCCCGUCCGCUCGCAGCGGCCACAGGAUGGUCUACUACCAGAAGCAGCUGAUCGUGUUCGGCGGGUUCCACGACAACCUGCAGAGCUUCCAGUACUUCAACGAUCUGCACGCGUUCGAUAUCGACAGGCGCGAGUGGCGCAAAUUGGAGGUGUCCGGUCAGGGCCCGUCGGCCCGCUCGAGCGUGGCCAUGCUGGCGCUGGCCGACGGCCGCGUGCUCGUCUACGGCGGCUACUGCAAGGAGAAGGUGAAGAAGAACGUGGAGAAGGGCACCACGUUCAGCGACAUGUACCGGCUGACACCGGACAAGCACGACCUGAGCCUGACGCGCUGGCGCUGGAGCCAGGUGAAGCAGAGCGGCGCGCGGCCCUCGCACCGCAGCGGCAUGAGCGGCUGCCUCGUGCGCGGCGACAGCGUGCUCUUCUUCGGAGGCGUCACAGACGAAGAGAGUGACGACAAACUCAAGGGUACCUUCUUCAACGACAUGUACAUGCUCGACGCCGGCAAGGGCGUCUGGCACACAGUGACCCUCUCUGGCCGGCGGGACCCCGCCCGGCGGCGGCGCCGUCGCCGCGCGGCAGACGACCCGGCCCCCGAGCCGGCGGCAGCGGCGGCAUCGGGCAGCGGUGACCCCGCCGAGCAGCUGGAAGCGAUGUCGAUCGAGGAGGAGGCGGCGGCGGUGGCGGCGCCGUCGCCGCGCGCCCGGGCCGGCCUGGCGGCUCGCGCCGGCCAGCUGUUCCUGUACGGCGGCCAGCUGGAGCGGGGUAGUGUAGAGGUCACGCUCAGCGACUUUUACCAGCUCGGCGUGAUCGUUUGA